AUGCUUCAAGGAGCAGAACAUCUGGGAAGGGAGCUGGGCCAGGCUGAGGACUGUGGGCUGGGUCUCCCUGAUGUGUGGCUUGUGCUUUGGACCAUGGUGCAUACCUAUGUGCCUUAUGUCAUAAUUCCUGGGUCCUUCACAGUUGGGGCUGUGCACUACCACCUGGAAUGGUAUAUCAGGAGAAGGACCCCUUCCUUAUGGAGGAGGAAGAGUAUCUCAGAGUGCCAGGAGAAUUGCAGGCUGGAUAAAGUGCUAGGCAAGGACCACAGACAGGUGGUGAGUCUUCAGAACAAGGUAGGAUUUACCUGUAAAGCUUUCCUGAAUAGAAACUGCCCAGAGAAUUAA
This is a messenger RNA of Chinchilla lanigera (long-tailed chinchilla), 345 nucleotides long. Its product is annotated as small integral membrane protein 12-like. The record is from RefSeq and is a predicted model, not a curated record. NCBI's taxonomy places the organism in Eukaryota, Metazoa, Chordata, Mammalia, Rodentia, Chinchillidae. The transcript has a single exon. The coding region runs from base 1 to 345 and encodes 114 amino acids.